Molecule: messenger RNA, 6778 nt
Organism: Pectinophora gossypiella (pink bollworm)
Lineage: Eukaryota; Metazoa; Arthropoda; Insecta; Lepidoptera; Gelechiidae
Gene: alka
Product: glycine receptor subunit alpha-1
Exons: 11
Coding region: 242-1624 (460 amino acids)
Biological process (GO): nervous system process; chemical synaptic transmission; chloride transmembrane transport
Cellular component (GO): membrane; neuron projection; synapse
Molecular function (GO): neurotransmitter receptor activity; chloride channel activity; extracellular ligand-gated monoatomic ion channel activity
Source: RefSeq, a predicted model, not a curated record
UCGCGAGGCACGACCCGACCGCGCCUUCCUUUCCAAUAAUAAAAAAAAAACUUUUUACUUUUUUUUUUAAAACCCGUGACAGUACCUACCGAACAGAGAGUGUCUUCGAAUUUUGUGUUGUGAAGUGGAGGAAUAUUAUUGUUCAAUAAAAUACUCCUAAUGGGAUCCAAAUGCUGAUACACCAGAGGCAUUGGAAUGACCCCACACGCGAGUUCCGCGUGUUCAACCUCAACCCUCAAAAAUGAUACCUUGUACCUGGCCAACCACACUAAUCUUCCUCAUAUGGUUGUGCAAUGACGUUGCAUCGAAAAGGAAUCACACCCUCAAACCCAGGGUCGUGCUGCCAGAGAACUAUGUCAAAGAGAUGCGCCCUCCAGCCAGAAAGGGGCAACCAGUCACAGUCGAGUUUAGCAUAUACGUCGUGGACGUCAAUUCCAUAAACGUUGAAGACAUGGAUUUCAGAGUGGACAUGUUCAUCAGACAAACAUGGCGGGAAAGUAGACUCCAACUUCCAGACGACAUCUUCGAGGAAGGCGAUGACCACGUCACACUGCCUCCAGAAUUCUUCGAUAAUCUGUGGCAUCCGGAUCCUUACUUCCUGAACUCAAAGGUCACAGAAAUCGCGGAGUUGACUCACAAGUUCUCUUCUGUGACACUGUACAGAAACCAAACAGUGCGGUAUGCAGCCAGAAUGCAUGCUAUCAUCGCUUGCCAGAUGGAAUUCCAACUCUACCCCAUGGACAUACAGUCGUGUCCAAUUUACAUUGAAAGUUUUUCAUACAGUAACCAGAAGGUAAGGUUUCGUUGGAGUGAAGCUGGAGUAACUAUCAACCCUGAGUUGAAACUGCUUCAAUAUCAUAUUGGUGAGCCACUACGUUUGGAGGAGACCAAUGGUUAUAUGAUCGAUAAAGAUGGAAACUACUCCAGACUGGUAGUAUACUUCAGGUUCGAGCGCCAGAUCGGCCACCAUCUUAUUCAGACCUUCGCUCCAUCAUCUUUGGUGGUGAUGCUAUCAUGGUUCAGCUUCUGGCUGGACCUGGACGCCAUUCCCGGACGGGUCACCCUGCUGGUCACCUGCAUGUUGACCCUCGUUACCAUGUUCACUGGACUGAGAGCUGACAUUCCUCCAGUCGCUUAUGUUAAGGCCCUCGACUUAUGGAUGGCAGGCUGCAUGAUGUUCGUGUUCGCUGCCCUCGGAGAGUUCGUUGUUGUAAAGGUGCUAGAUAAGCAGUACCAGAUGAACAAGAAUAAAGCACAGGAAUCCAUGCCGAGGAUCAUUCCAGUACGUCUAAAUGGAGAAAAGGGCUCAUGUGGCACAGUAGCAGCCUGGGAAGGGUCGGGUGUACGAUGCCGGAAGGUGGACCUGACGUCACCAACCUCGCCAGCAGCCAACACGCCAGCCGUUCACCCCGCUCCCUCCGCGCCGCAUACCCCACAUCUCGUUGGUGUAGAGCGUCGCCAGAGCAUACUUCAGGUCGCUUGGCUGGAUGCUGACACGGGCCAAGAGCGGGUGCUAUGGAGGGAGAUAGACAAACUGUCGCGCGUCGUGUUCCCAGCCCUCUUCCUUCUAUUCGUCACUAUGUACUGGCCAGUUCUUCUGCUGAAAACAAAAACAUCCUCAUAACAAUUAGAGUUACCCACGCCGUCAUACCCCGACGGCGACUUGAUAGAAAUCUGAACAAAUUUUUUACAUUUUGUUGUAGUAUGCUGAGAACUUGGCGGUCUUUGCUGUCUGUCUACCACGGAAUGAAUGUAACGUGAAGAUAAUUCAGUCUACGGAGACUAGCGACGUCUGCAUGGUCGUAUUGUUUGACUUUAGUACGAAGAAAGUAGAAUUAAUUAGAAUUGGCUAUAAGCUUGAUUACAAUGAAAGUUUUAUCAAAAUCCAUCCAGUGCGUAGUUUUAAACGAUAGAUACAGAUCAAUAUAUUCUACUGAGCUUAUUUUUGUAGUGUCUUUCACGAUUAGAUAUGAGAUGCUAAUGAUAAUGGCUUACGAGUAUAUAAGUAAUAGGCCUUUUGAACAGAACUACUUAACACCAUGCAUACCCACAUACCGCAACAAACAGAGUAUAGGUAUGGAUUUGUGACACAAUAUUACAGUAUUAAAUAUAGGCCCUUUUAAAUGAGGAAACUAUUUAAAGCAAAAUAUUGGUGCUGGUUCUAGUACACAUCAUCUACUUUUUUUUCGUUUGGUUUUCCCCGAAGGGUAAGGCAAAGGGAACUAUGCCCAUACAGCCAUGUCUUACGUAUUCUUUUUCUUGAUGAUUGAUGAAAUGAUGAAAGGUGAUGAUGAUGAAACCUAAGCCCCCAAACGAAUUAACUCAAAAGUCCGCAUAAACUUUCGAGUUAUGAAGCGGCUUCCUGGCACGAAGCGAAAAUAGGCAGAUACACUUUGUUUAUUGAAUACUCCGAUAUAAUAACACUCGCGAAUGUCUUCCGACUAACUUAAUGCGAUCAUUAACCACAAAACACCACUUCAUAUUAAUUAUUUAGAUUAUUCAAUUAAGAAAGCAACUGUCCCGUUCCCGUUUCCCGCCAAAAAGUUACACAUCAUCUAAUUGUAUUUUAAGUUUUACCUGUCAUUUUCUAAUCCGCCAAAAAGAAAAGAGACCUGUAAUCGACAGGCACAAAAUUUAUGGAACACACGUCAAUUUAUUUGACAGCACACGUCAAACGCGUUGCAUAUCAGCGAGAUGCCUAUUUCAUUCGGCCAGGUUUCAUUCGUUUUAAAAUUGACAGAUGUCAAUCAUCCGUCCCUUUCCUUUUCCGAGGAUAAGAACAUGACGGAUAUAACUGAAAAUGAAAUUAAGAAGUGUCUGCAGGAAUCGGGGCCAAUAUUACUGUAAAUAUUAUCGACCGGCCGUCUGUCGAUGUCGGAAAACGCGAUCAAUCGAUUUUCAUUUAUUUUUAAGUAAUAUUACAAAAGGACCUAUAUAUUUAGUAAAUAAGUACAUAAACGAAUAUAUAAUAAUAAGAAUUACAAAAAUAAACAAGUGUUCAAGAUCAAAAUAAUAUCAUUAUAAAAGGACUUCCUGUCCUUGCCAAUAUUACUUCCACGUAAAAUGUAAUUAGAACCAGCCGUGUCUCAUAAUUUAAGUUCGGCAAAUUCUGCACAAAUCUUUGAUGUAAAUUAUUAAGAAUGUAGAUACUAUAUCAAAUAAUUACAUUCUUUGAAUUUCAAAGAAGAUUUAUCAUUAAAAGCUUGUUGACAUACUUUAUAAUUAAGCGACAAAACUUAUUACGUGGAUAAAUAAAACCAAUUUAGUGGAAUUCUACGUAAUGCGGACCUCGCGAUCAAAACGGAUCUGUUACAUUUGAAUUGAUCAGUGCUGGUAACUUGUCACGUAAAAUGAACAUUAAGAACAACUCAAAGUAUGUAACUGUCACACUUUGUAACGUAAUUUUUUACAUAAAUACUGGGUGUUAGCGACACCAUACAGAAUACUGAGGGGGAUGAUUCAGCUCGUAAUUAUGAGUUAAUAGCAAGCGGCAUUUCAUGUGAGAAAAUUCAUGUUUUUUUUUUAAAUUGUUUUCAUAUCCAUAUUUUUGCGUCUACGGUAAAUUCCGCUCGAUAUCAAGUAUCAACUCAGUUACGAUGUCAAUAACACGCUGUGUAUUCUUUUACAGAACCUCAUCCGCUUAAAAUGACUGCAGCUUCUCACAACCUAUACAGCCGAGCAAUAAAAACCUCGGCACAGGGCUCUACACUUUAAAAAAAAUACAAUUUCAGCACUAUAGCUGUCUAAUACACUAGUCCCCAGACGGCUAUUCCCAUACAUUCUUAUCUUCUAAAUAGUCAUUAACCUUAUAAUCAUUGUCUUAGAGCUGAAGGUAAAUUCUGAAUGUCAAUGGGAAUCUUAUUUGAACGCAUAUUACCUAUAAGCGUGUUAUAAAAUUUAAUGAUCUUAUACUGUCUUGGGAUAGGGGAACUAAUAGGCAGUUAUGCGAUAGGAAGAACUUCAAAAAUGCCAAUGUUGGAAACUAUUAUCAUCUCUUCCAGAUCAAACGAUGGAUUAGUUCAAUGCCCAAUUUGUCUCCUCUGGAUAGAUUCUAGUAGUCGCAGUAUUGACAACGAGGAUCAAGAUUUUUACCUAUAUGAAAGACGUGGAUUAGACAGUGAGUGAUGGUUAUUAGUUCCAUUUUAUUUCAGAAUGGCCCGAUUUACUUGUUUGGCAAAAUGGACCUUGAAAGAAUAUUUUGGAAUUCAUCAAAUAUUUUAAAUUCUCUGAUUUGAUUAAGGGGGACGUUAUGUAAAAAGUUCCUAAUAAAAUUCGUUGAUUACUUCAACUUGUUGUUCGUCAAGUUUACCAUUUUGCCCACAGUUACCAAUACAGUAGUACUCAAAAAGAUAUUCAUAAUGUUCUUUAUCUACAGUGCCUGUUGGUUUAUUAAUAAAUUUAAUGAGAUAUGUUUUUGCGAAUAUUAAUAUAGUAGGCGUUUGAUGGCAAAUUCUGCUACCGACAAAAAGCGAAGCCGAUAAGAUCCUUAUGAGAUGAGAUUUCAAUUGAAUUGAUACUAUGAAAAAGAAAUGUAAGAAAUAUAGAAAACAUACACAAAACGUUGUUGUGCUAAGAAUUAUUAAAUGACGAAUAUUUUUAAGGCACAAACAGAAGGUACUAAUCACACGAAUUUUCAGAUAAAAAUAAACGAAUCAAAAGAAUUUCUUUGACAAACUCUCACUUUUUAGGGUUCCGAACCUCAAAAAGAAAAACGGAACCCUUAUAGGAUGACUUUGUUGUCCGUCCGUUUGUCCGUCUGUCUGUCAAGACCUUUUUCUCGGAAACGCGUGAAGGUAUCAAGUUGAAAUUAAUAUAUAAUACUUAUGUCUGCGGUCUAAAAAUCAAGCUUCUAAAUCAAUGCAAACCAAAGAUGCUUGUUUUUGCAUUUGCAAAGUUAUAUUUGCAGUUGGUUAAUUAAACGCGACGUAGUCGACGUAUGGACCUAUAAGUUUUACAACAGCGAAAUAAAAUUGUUGUUCAAUUAUAAACUUAUUUGCAGUUGGGAAACUUAUGGCGACCUAGUCGAUGUAUAAAGACAACUGUUUUCCAACGCCAGUAAAAAUAAGUUAACAGACUUAUUUAACAACGUAACAUGGCAUCACGCCUGUAUCCCCAAAGGGGUAGGCAGAGGUGUUGCUUCUUGACAGUUUGUUGUGUUGCUAUAUUGUGUUAUCUCUUUGAUUAUUGUGCUAUUUUUUCAACGGCAAAAUCUAUCCUUGUUUGUUUGCGACGACGCAGCGCAGAGAGGGGUGUUAUACUCGUAAGUUUGAUCCCGUCUAUGUAUCGUAUCGAUCCGAUUUAGAUGUAGUUUUUUUUAACGUUUGAUAGAUGGUAUUAUCGAGAAGGUUCUUAGAUAUGAUUAAAGGUUCCAAGGUCUGAUGAUGACCAGGUGGUCAUAGGAACUCGACAAUAAAAUGACGCAAGUCCCUCGAGUUUGGGCUUGUUUAGUUAGUCUUGAUAUCACUCUGGCCCUAGGUGGUUUGUAUUCUGCUUCUGAUUUUUAUUUUAUUAUUUAUUUAUUAAAUCUUAAUACUAAAAAUAAAAUUUGUCAAUGCCCUUCAAAACUGCUUAAACAGUUUGUCUGCAGGAAAGAGUCUUAUGGGAUAGGAACUCGACAUUAAAAUGACAUAAACCCCUCGAGUUUGGGCUUGUUUGAUUUAUGUUGAUGAGCACUCUGGUCCCAGGUGGUUGUUGGUGGUUGGCAUUCAGGGUCUGAUAAUAGCCAGAUGGCAAUUUGUGCGGAACCCUCGGUGCGCGAGUCAGACUCGCACUUGACCGGUUUUUUUACAGAAUAGAGAUUCGUUAGCAGAAUCGCGAUUCUGUUUAAAAAGUGACAGACCAACCUUAUUUAAGUGAUUUUGUGUUCAUAAAAUUUUGUUACCAGGCAAAAAUAGACGAUUGAUUUUAUUAAUAAUGAAAAGCCUUAAAUAAAUUGAUGACUAAAUUUGAUCUAAACUUGUGCCGAGGACUAGAGGCCUAUCACGGUCUACUCUUAUUGCGAAUUGCGGGCCAAUUCUGUAAGGAUAAAAUUUUGUCACGGUAAUUUUAUCAAUUCUGACGAUAUAAUUAUAUCGUUUUGUCAAUUAGUUCUAAUAAAUCAUGUUGUUCUGUCAAAAUACGAACAAAAUCACGUGGCACGCAUAUUUGGGAAAAACAAACUUAUCGAUUCCGACAAAAUGUAUUAAAUCGAUCGAUAAUUUUAUCACGUCGCGCAUGUUAGCCCCGCAGGUCGUAAUCGGAACAACUCUGCUCAUUCUUACCAAAAGACGUCAAUAAAACGGUCGAAUUAAGGACCAGCCAAAUGACAGCUAUUUAGAGUCAAAUUGGUACGCAACAUAAUUUUUCAUUCAUAUAAUUCAACGUGAUAAAAUCAAUUUGAUUAACAUCGAAGCUUCAAAUACGGUUAAAAUUUUUGACUCCAUUGUCAGAAAUUCAAUUUAGGAACUAGAAUCACCUUUAGCGAAACUGUACUUCUUGUUAUCGUGUGGGUUGUUAGGUGGAUUACCAACCUCGUCAACCCUGGUGUCAAGGUUAUUGUUGGGCCCCAAAGGCCCCUGACAUGACUCAUUUAACGACUACUUACUUACAUGAGUAAGUAGAAACUGAACUGCUACAAGAUGAUAGUAAUUCAGAAAGUACGUAUAGAUAUUUUAUUUAAAUAUUUCGAUUUAAAUGUAAAUGAGAUAGGGUGCUAGUUAUUCUGUAAUAUAUUUUAUAUAUUUUAAUUAAAAAGUCUUGGAGAAGAGAGAAAAAAUACUAAUAGAGCAGACAUACGCAC